AUGUUAAGCUGGUUUUUCGAGCCGAUUUUGACAAAGCUAGCGGAGUUAUUUAUGUCAAAGUUGGUGGAACAAACGGCAGAUAAUGCACACAAUAACGUGAAUAGUAUAAAGGACUUUGAGCUCAAUCUAAAAGCUCUGCAGAAAAACUUGAAGACAUUGGGUGCUAAGGCAUAUGAUGUGGAGGAGGAAAUCAAGAACUCAGAGCGUUCUGGUCGAAAGAAAAGAAAGCGUGAAGUUGAGGAGUGGUUGGAAGAAGUCAGGUCCAUCGAAAAGCAAGUUGUUGAUUUGGGGACUCAAGUGGAAUCCGAAGGAUUCAUUAUGAGACUGAUGGAUGGAGGAUUACCUGCUAAACUAAAUGAUGAGGUUGACAGGCUUAUUGAGCAAAGUCGGAAUUUUGGUGAACUUGUCCUUGAUGUUUGUGGAAGUAGGGGAGAGAAGUUGUUGACAAAUGGGAUGGUUGGUGAAGCGUUUAAUGAAAAUUUGGAAAUGAUUUUGACACUUUUGGAGAGUCGGAAAGUGUCGAGCAUUAGUGUUUGCGGUAUGGGUGGUGUGGGCAAAACGACACUGGCAAAGCACAUUCGCAAUCGACUCCUCCAUCAUUCUCGGGGACAUGUGAUUUGGGUUACAAUCUCUCAAGAAUUUAGUGUUUCGACUGUACAAGAUAAAAUAGCCAGUUUAAUAGGUGCGGACAUUGUGGGUGAGGAUAAUGAAGACAUAAGGGCAGGGAGACUCCAUACAACUUUGUCUCAGAUGAAGAAUUCAGUGCUGAUAUUAGAUGAUGUGUGGGAAAAUAUUGAUCUGUUAAAGGUUGGAUGGCCCUUUUCGGUCAAGUGUUGUAGGUUGAUUAUAACAACUCGCUCCUUAGAAGUGUGUCGUCAAAUUUCUUGCCAAAAAGUGAUUCAAGUGAAAAAUCUACAUCAUCAUGAGACAUGGGAAUUGUUCCAUGAAACGCUAAGAAAUGAGAUAGAACUUGAUUCUUCAGCAGAAAAAAUUGCCAGAUCUGUGGCAGAAUUGUGUGGUGGUCUGCCCCUAGCAAUUGUUAUAGUGGCUGGAAGCAUGAGGGGCGACAGAGCCAUCCAUACAUGGAGAGAUGCUUAUGCAGAACUAACAGAACGUGUCUCAGGGAAUAAUGGCAUAGGAGACGGUGAUGUUUAUAAAUUAUUGAAAUAUAGUUUUGAUCGGUUGAAUAGAAAUCAUCAUAGUCAGAGUAAUGAAUUCAAUACAUUACAACAUUGUUUCCUGCAUUGUGCAUUAUAUCCUGAAGAUGAAGAAAUACUGAAAGAUCGUUUGGUUAAAGAUUUCAUUUCAGGAGGGUUGGUGGAUGAAAGAAAGACGAGGAGAGCGCAAGUUGAGCAAGGACAUUCCAUAUUGGAUAAAUUAGUGAAUGUUUGCUUAUUGGAAAGGUGUGUUGUUCCUGAUAUGUUUGGUCCCACGGAAUGCGUGAAGAUGCAUGAUCUUGUAAGAGGUAUGGCAUUGAAGAUAUGUGAGGGGAAACAUAUGGUAAGAGCAAGUGUUGAGAAGGAAAUUCCCAAAGAAAUAGAAUGGGCAAAGGAUCUGGAGAGGGUGUCCUUAAUGUACAAUGGCAUAAGGAGAAUUGAUGAAGGAAUAUCUCCUGAUUGUCCUAAGCUCUCAACAUUACUUUUAUUCGGUAAUUAUUGGUUGGAGUUUAUCCCAGAUUCGUUCUUUUCUAACAUGCACGUACUACAGACUCUUGAUUUUAGCUACUGCGCUAACAUAACGAUGUUGCCAAAGUCAGUCUGUGCGCUAAAGUGCCUCAAGGCAUUGCUCCUUAGGUCGUGUUUUAAGCUAGAAAAUGUGCCGUACUUGGGAGAGAUGAAAGAACUCAGGGAGUUAGACUUCUCGAAAACAGCCAUCAAGGAAGUCCCUAGAGGAGUUGAGGAAUUAUUCAGUCUCAAGUUCCUCGCAAUGGAUGUGUGUAAAUUGAAGACACUUCCAAGAGGUUUAUUUCUUAAACUUGGGAAUCUUCAGCACUUAGAAUUACCAUUCCAUAUACAAGUAGUAAUUGAAGAAAUUGAGAAUCUGAAACUGCUAGAGGAGUUUAGUGGAAGAGUGAAAAAUGUGAAUGAUUUUAAUACUUUUAUUACAAGUUUGGGAAGUCGGGUGCAUGACACUUGCUACACAAUCGCAGUGGGGUCGUAUGAUAAAAGUUUCCAAGCAAUAAGAGGAGUAUGUUAUAUUAAAGAGUUGUUCCUUUCCGAAUGCAACCUUAAAGAUGAGAGAGUAUUAGCAGAGGGAAUUGUGGAGCUAACAAUUAGUAAAUGUGAGGGUCUGAGCAUUUGCUUUGUGGAUGGAUUGAAGAGAUUGAAAAUUCAAUUUUGUGGAGGAAUGGAGUACAUUUUGAAGAGUGAGGCAGGAUUAUCAUCUCAAAUGUCUGAUCUUGAAGAAAUUGUACUGUAUGGGUUGGAUGAUAUGAAGGGGUUGAUCGAAAAGGGGGAAAUAGGAGCAUCAGCUGCACUUACACAACCUGUGUUUUCCUCUCUGACAAAGCUAAGAAUUGACAAGUGUAAUAAAAACAAGAUGAGGAUACCAAUAUCAGGGGUUCCCAACCUCGAAGAUAUUGAUAUGAAAGAGUGUGAAGAAAUAGAAGAGAUAUUCGAAGAUGGAGGAACAAGUUCCCUCACCCUGCCUAAAUUAAAAACCUUAUGGUUAGAUGAGCUGCCAAGACUGAGGAAGGUGGGGAUACUCCUAUCAGGAGUUCCCAACCUUAAAACUAUUCAUGUGAGUAACUGUGGAGAAAUAGAAGAUGUGUUCGAUGAUGAAGGGAAACGUUCCCUCGUCCUCCCCAAAUUACAUCAGUUGUGUUUAGAAGAGCUUCCGAAACUGAAGAGCCUAUGCAAGGGAACAACCAUCAUUUGCAACUCCAUUGAAUUUGUCUCCAUAACAAAGUGCCCAAGAUUGAUGAAGAAACUUCCUGUGCUUGUUGAUUUGGCUGGGCCUCGACCCAUAAGAUAUUAUUGA
This is a messenger RNA of Salvia hispanica, 2979 nucleotides long. The record is from RefSeq and is a predicted model, not a curated record. NCBI's taxonomy places the organism in Eukaryota, Viridiplantae, Streptophyta, Magnoliopsida, Lamiales, Lamiaceae.